This is a messenger RNA of Nasonia vitripennis (jewel wasp), 1530 nucleotides long. Its product is annotated as probable serine/threonine-protein kinase samkC. The record is from RefSeq and is a predicted model, not a curated record. NCBI's taxonomy places the organism in Eukaryota, Metazoa, Arthropoda, Insecta, Hymenoptera, Pteromalidae. Bases 1106 to 1453 code for a protein of 115 amino acids. The transcript is spliced from 2 exons.
CCCUCCCAAAAGAGAGGGAAGCGCUUACAUUGCUUGGAAAAACUCCUCCUUCUCUGAUUUUCGAGAAACGUGUGAAAGUGUGUAAAUGCAUCCUUAUAAGAUAGCAGUCAAAGCUAAUAAAUUUAUCGGAGAAAAAUAAAUCCCGCUUUCUCACAGUUUAAACUGAAAGAUAAUAACAAGAAUAAUAAGCACAUCUGCUCGCUCUCGUGAAGUGAUGAACCCUCAAAGCUGUUUCCACGUUAGAUUGUCACGAGCAGAGAUAAUUUUCACACACACUUGAAAUUACUGUCGAUUCUUAAAGAGAUAAUCUUACGCUCAAUAGAUCUCACAGGGGUAUCUGUGUGGCAAACGCGCAGGUAUACACAUUUCCUCGACCGCGUGCUUACAUACGGAGAUAAUCUUUUUCAUAGCACAAUAGAUCUCAUACGAGUAUCUGUCGGACUUCUUGCCCGACACGCGCGCAGGUAUACAUAUUUCCACAUGCUUACCUGGACGUGCGUAUACACAUCUGACCCAUCCCCUUCUCGCUCAGGUAUACAUAUUUUCCCGACCGCUUGCUAGCCUACGCGCAAGUAUACACAUCUGGCUGAUUGCUUGCAGAUUAGCAGAUAGAUUAUAUGUCAAGUUAAUAUGUGCGUGUGUGCGUUUCAAGAACUAGGAUUUUGAAUUUUCAUACAGAUAAGUCGGAUACAUGCUGAAGACUGUCGCAUGAAAAUUUAAGAUAUGGACAGUCAACAAUGACCGCUCUCUCUCUCUCUCUCUCUCUCUCUCUCUCUCUCUCUCUCUCUCUCUCUCUCCAAGAACGCGUAGGCGUGUACUCGAGUGAUUGAGGGAUGGUCAAAUUUUGCUGAGAGGGAGGAGAUUUUGAAAAUUCCGGUGGGAAGUGUCUAAGGGAGGUUCAAUGAGAAGAAAGUGGAAAUUUUUCGCCAAUCGAAGGACUUUUGGCAAUUGAAGUGGAAAGGGAAGCUUCGCUGUUCACCGUAUUUAAGGACCUGGUGCAUGCUUCGUCAGUCAGUUCACUCUUCGUUUUCAAGUUCAUUCUUCAGUUUCAGUUCAUUCUUCUUUAAUUUCAGAUGAAGCAAUCAAUGGUAUAAGUGGUAAAAGGAUGACAAUCACAUCAUCUCAAGAGAGCGAAAAAUCAGCAGAAAAGAAGGAACGGAGAAAACUUUCGUUGUCUUUAAAAAAGACUGAUCUACCACCACCAUCUCCGCGACAGCAGACAUCACCACAGCCUCUCUAUCAUGGAGAUCAGCCGAUGAGACUUCAGCAUCAAGCAGAUCAGCCGAUGCCACUUGAGCAUCAAGCAGAUCAACCGAUGCCACUUCAGCAUCAACAAGAACUGCAAAUGUCACUACAGCAACGAGCACGACCGCGUAUAUUGCAUGACGAAAUGCUCAACGAUCCGCUUAUCGUGUUCGAUAAGAAAGCAAAUAUGCGAAACAAAUCUGAAUGAUAUUUUUCAAUAAAUUUUUGUAAUAAAUUUUUGUAAUAAAUUUUUGAUAAGAUAAUUGUAAAAAAAAUAAAAAUAAA